This is a messenger RNA of Durusdinium trenchii, 2852 nucleotides long. NCBI's taxonomy places the organism in Eukaryota, Dinophyceae, Suessiales, Symbiodiniaceae. The record is from the annotation of a GenBank genome assembly.
AGCCAUGGGGCUUUCAAGAGCUUUGUAGCUCGCUCGAGUGUGUCUAGCCAUGUGCAGCCUGAGGUGUGCCCUUUUAGGGCUGAUGCUCGCCGCUGAAGCCACGGCUACAUGGGACAACACCAUCUUCACUUCAACCUACCAGCAGAUGUUGAUCCAGAAGAUCUCAGUGGAGUCGCUUUUACUCAUUGACAUGGAUUCUGAUACCAACCGAGAACAGCUUCAAAAGAGCAUGUCUCAGUUCAAUUCCACACUUUGGCACUUGCUCGAGGGAACGAAUGGAGUUUUGCCACCUCCAACUCCAGCAGCCAGGGGAAAAGUGCAGCAAGGGAUUGAUCUAUGGCAACCCUUUCGUGCGGUUCUUGACGAUAUCUUGCUGAUACAGAACAAGAGCAGUCUAGUUCCCUCUUUGGUUGCCACGAGCCAUCCACUUUCAGAGAAGUUUGCUGAGCUCUCUCAAUACUUGGUGAAUGCAGCCAUAGCAACUGGUGCUGGGAGCGGCGGUCGCUUAAUCAGUCUUGUGGAGCGUCAAGUGGUCCUCGCGUACCAAAUGUGGAAAGAAGGCUUACUGCUCGGCUAUGACCAGGUCACAGUCGCAGAGCUAUUGGACACCAAGAGCUUCUUCAUGUCAGCCCAUCGAGGGCUUGUUGAUGGUGCCACCUGGCUUGAUGUGCCCAAGCUCACGCGCUUGUGCGCCUUGCAUGCCAUGAGGGAAGUGACUCACUACUCCGAUGCGCUGAACAACCUUUUUUCCGAGAUUGUCACUGUUGAGGAGGAAGCUCAGGAGAAAGCUGUAGCGUUGGCUGGGAAUAUCAGUGCCAAUGGUCGUUCAUUAGCCAAGUCCAUGAGCAAUGCAGUGGACUACUUUCUGGGCUACACAGCUUGCAAUAUCACUCUCACAGAUCUUCAGUGGUUUAAUGCGCUCACCGCUGCGGAGGACCAAUUGCUACAAGCGUCAGAAGCAACAAAGCUUUUCCUGCAGAUAGCCUUGAACUACCAGGAGGCUGAAGGUAAAGUCGAGCUGACGGUACUGUCCGAAGAAGCAACCGUGAGUUUGACCAACUUGGUCGAGGGCAACAAGGCCACAGACCUACCAGCACCUCCAACUCAAGAGCUGGUGGACAUGAUUGCGCCGACCACGGAGAUAUGGCAGGACAUGAAGGAUGAGUUCACCAAGGCUAUCUUCACUGACACCGUUCCAACAUCUAGUGUCAGUGAAGUGGUGCGGCUAUCCAAGAGCUUUCUUGGUGACAUGGAUGCUGUGGUCAGCACAUAUAUGAGGACAGCCAUAUUGGCAGGCGUCCAAUUUCCUGCAUAUGCGAUUUAUAUUGCAAGUCAACAGAGAUCACUUGUGCAGAAGUUGUCCAAAGAGGCCUGCAUCGUCAGGCUCGGCUACAAUGUUGACUACUAUUUAGAUGCCAUGACUGCAAGCAGGAACCUCUUUGUAGAGUCACAUUGGAAGUUGCUGGAGGGCAGUCCCAGCACUGAUCUCUUUCCAGCCGUGGAUGCCACCACAAAUGCAUGCAUCAUCUCUCAGAUGUGGCGGAUCUUUGGUAUCUAUGAGGACCUUGAAAGAUCAGCGAUGGGCGUCGCGAGUGGAGAAUUGGACUCUUUGUCAUCGCUGGGCAAGGCCAACAUCGCCUUGGGUUCGCAGAUGCAAAAGGUGGUGAAUUGGGUGAAGGCUGGUGAUGCUUCAUGUGAUCCGUUGUCGUUGUCUGUUGAGGACUGGCAAGGCUUGAUUCUUGAAGUGGGCCGUUUGAGAAGCAUGAGCCAAGAGGCUUCGAUUGAAGUUCUUCUGUCCGAUGCAUCUAUCACAAACAGCUCUCGGGAGAGUUUGAACGCGAAGAAGAUCUUCGUGGCAACGUCCUUGAGGCGUUUGCGCUUCGGCUCACAAAGUCCACGAGUCCCACCACCCGCCCUUCAAGUCCUUCUCGACGAUUUCUCACUGCACCUUCAGCCGGGUAUCCGUUCACUUGAGCAAGCCCUUGGUGGUGAUGAUGUGCAACAGGUCCUCCAGGCUGGCUCUUGGGUGAUGGUGGAGGCAGAUCAGUUUCUGCAAAGAUUUUUCACCGAAGCUGAUGCGCAAGCAUCACCAGUCCCUCUCCAACGCAUGAAUGUGGCGGACAGGCAGAUAGCUUUGGCGCGGCAGAUCUUUAAGGAAUUCUUGAUGACCUUUGUAAGUCAGCAGAGUGACCCAAACAUCACCAGCAGUGAGUCCUUAUCACAGAGCAUCAGCGCCUUUUCAACAGCGCACCAAAGCCUUCGCUAUGGUGGCAAUGGUAUUCCAGAGCUAAGCCCUGUGAGGCUGGAUGUGCAGAAACAGUGGGAAACCAUUGGCCGAGCUUGGUCGACCUUUGAAGCUCAGCUCCAUGAACCACCCAGCUGGGAUGAGCUCGAAAAGAUUCAAGUCGAUUUGACUGCUUUGGUGGUGGAGCUCGAGGUCGCUGUGCCUCUUUUUGCAAUCAAAGAUGAGGAACUCAGAGGAGACUAUUUGUUGCCAGCGCUUGUCUAUAGUGGGAUUGUGGUGUGCAUGUGUGUGGGUGCUGGAGUUGCCAUCUACUUCGUCCGGCGACAUCUGAGAGAACGGUCACAGCCCCAAGCAGACAGCAAGGUUUAGUGGUGUUUUGCAGCUCGCCAGGAGGCCAACUUCACUUCGUCUUUGUUCUAACUUUUUGUUGCUUCCAGCAUCCUGCAAGCUUACUUGGUGGAUGCUGGAAUUUUCGACCACUUUCGUUUCGGUCCUUUUUGCGGCAGCGUUUUGGUUGCCUGUCUUGGGCCUGCUCAGGCAGGCCUCAAACUCAAGCUCCCACAAAAGUGGCAAGCUAAGACCCUGUGACCAUCGACCAAAGAUCAAA